AUGUUGUCCAGAAACUUGCGUUUGGCUGCCCUUCCAAGAAGACUCUUGAGCUCGUCCUCCAGAAGACUUGCAGAUGUGCUGGUAACCAUCGACGGAAAGACCGUUGAGAUCGAAGCCGGCUCGUCCAUUAUCCAGGCUGCAGACAAGGCCGGUGUUGUCAUUCCAAGAUACUGUUACCAUGAGAAGUUGGCCAUUGCCGGUAACUGUCGUAUGUGUCUUGUCGAUGUCGAGAGAAUGCCCAAGUUGAUCGCCUCGUGUGCCAUGCCGGUGCAAAACGGUAUGAUUGUUCACACCGACUCUGACAGAGUCAAGAAGGGUCGCGAGGGUGUUACCGAGAUGUUGUUGGAGAACCAUCCAUUGGACUGUCCAGUCUGUGACCAGGGUGGUGAGUGUGACUUGCAAGAGCAGUCGCAAAGAUACGGUUCUGACAGAGGUAGAUUUACCGAGGUCAUGGGUAAGAGAGCCGUCGAGAACAAGGCCAUCGGUCCUUUGGUCAAGACUUCCAUGAACAGAUGUAUUCACUGUACCAGAUGUGUGCGUUUCAUGAACGACGUGGCUGGUGCUCCUGAAUUGGGUACUGCCGGAAGAGGUAACGAUAUGCAAAUUGGUACCUACAUCGAGAGAAACAUCAACUCCGAGAUGUCCGGUAACAUCAUUGACUUGUGUCCUGUUGGUGCCUUGACCUCCAAGCCAUAUGCAUUCCGUGCUAGACCUUGGGAGUUGAAGAGAACUGAGACUAUCGAUGUUAUGGACGCUGUUGGAUCCAACGUUCGUGUGGACGCCCGUGGUAUUGAGGUCAUGAGAGUUAUGCCUAGACUCAAUGAUGAGGUCAACGAGGAGUGGAUCUCUGACAAGUCUCGUUUCGCUUGUGACGGUUUGAAGACCCAAAGAUUGACCACUCCAUUAGUCAAGGUUGGUGACUCUUUCCAAACUGCUACUUGGGAUGAGGCCUUGUCCACGAUAGCUUCUGCUUACCUGAAAGUGGCUCCUAAGGGAGAUGAAUUCAAGGCUGUUGUCGGUGCUUUGGUUGAUGCCGAGUCUAUGGUUGCCUUGAAGGAUUUGACCAACAAACUCGGUUCCGAAAACACCGUCACUGAUGUCAAGCAGGCCACUGAGGCUCAUGGUGUUGAUGUCAGAUCCAACUACGUAUUCAACUCCACCAUUGACGGUAUUGAGGAUGCUGAUCAAAUCUUGCUUGUCGGUACAAACCCAAGACACGAGGCCGCCGUCUUGAACUCCAGAAUUAGAAAGGUCUGGUUGAGAUCUAACUUGGAAAUUGCCCAAGUUGGUCAACAAUUUGAAUCUACUUUCGAGGCUGAGAACUUGGGUACCUCCGCCAAGGACUUGAAGAAGGCUUUGUCCGGUGCUUACGGAAAGAAGUUAGCUGGCGCUAAGAACCCAUUGAUUAUUGUUGGUUCUGGUGUUGCUGAAUCCAAGGAUGCUAACGCUAUCUACGGUAUUGUCGCCGACUUUGCCUCCAAGAACAAGAACUUCAACAGCGAGAGCUGGAAUGGUGUUAACUUGUUGCAUCGUGAAGCUUCUCGUGCUGCUGCUUUGGAUGUUGGUUUCCAAAACAUUUCCGACUCCAAAACCGCUCCUAAGUUCAUUUACUUGCUCGGUGCCGAUGAGGUCAAGGGCUCUGAUAUUCCUAAGGAUGCUUUUGUCGUCUACCAGGGUCACCAUGGUGACGCUGGUGCCUCUUUGGCUGAUGUCAUCUUGCCAGGUUCCGCAUACACCGAAAAAUCUGCUACCUACGUCAACACCGAAGGUAGAACCCAGACCACUAGAGCAGCAACCAAUGCUCCAGGCGUUGCUCGUGAGGACUGGAAGAUUCUCCGUGCUUUGUCCGAAUACUUGGGCGCUACUUUGCCAUACGAUGAAUUGUACGCUGUUAGAGAAAGAAUGGCCGAAAUCGCACCACACCUUGUCAGAUACGAUGUCAUUGAGCCAACCAGUGAGCUUGUUGCAUCUCUUGGUCUCAAAGAUAUUAUCAGCAGACACGGCGCUGCAAAGAUUGCUGGUGAUGCUUUGAAGAACCCAAUCGACAACUUCUACUUCACAGAUGUCAUUUCGAGAUCUUCGCCCACUAUGGCCAAGUGUGUUUCGUCGUUUGGUGCUAAGAUUGACAAAAUCAAGGAUCCUAAGCCAGAGAUCAGUAUCGCUUAA
This is a messenger RNA of Australozyma saopauloensis, 2166 nucleotides long. RefSeq lists its product as uncharacterized. Lineage: Eukaryota; Fungi; Ascomycota; Pichiomycetes; Serinales; Metschnikowiaceae. The transcript has a single exon. The record is from RefSeq and is a predicted model, not a curated record. Gene Ontology annotation, biological process: cellular respiration; ATP synthesis coupled electron transport. Gene Ontology annotation, molecular function: NADH dehydrogenase (ubiquinone) activity; iron-sulfur cluster binding. Gene Ontology annotation, cellular component: membrane. Bases 1 to 2166 code for a protein of 721 amino acids.